AUGAAGUCGCAUCACCUUCUUUCGGCUGCAGUCGUCUCUGCAGUCGCGCAGACCGUGCCGACGGUGCACAUCCCUCUCAACCUCUACUUUGGAGCCAACCACAAGGUCUCGACCAACGUCUAUAACCCGUCCACCAACACGACCAUCGAGGUGGUGUACGACCAGGGCAGCGAGAACUUUUUUCUCUUUGGACCCGACUCCAUCGACAACUGGGGAUCAUCGGGACUCGGUGGACAAGGGCCAUGCAACGUCUCCGUCCCCGCCGGCUGGUACUUUGACUAUCCGGCCUCGGACACGGCGACGGCGCCGGUCAACCACAGCGCCUUUUAUGCAUAUGGCGGACUCGACAAGAUCUACACUGGCUCCGUCACGGUGAAUGACACCUUUGGCUUUAGUAAUGUAGCCGGGGCCGACACGGCCGCCGUAGACGACGUCCGCGUCCAGAUUGUCGACUUUUUGGUCCAGCGCAUCAACGACCCGACCUGCAGCGGCACCCCCCUGUAUGAUCUGGGCAUCCUCGGCGUCUCGCCAUACUACAACAAUGCCUCGUCGCGCGUCACUGCCGGACCGCACGUCCGCCAGGACCUCUUGGAGCGCGGCGUCAUUGGCGCCGCCGUGCAGAGCAUGUGGUUCGACGAGGCCCCCGAGGACGUGUACGGCACGUACACGGGCGGCGGCCUCUUUGGCGGUAUCGACACGUCCAAGUACGCGGGCGACCUCGUCGCCGUCGAGACGCUGCAGCCCGCCGGCAGCGUCGGCUACUUUACCGCCGUGCCCGUCGUCACCAUUAACAAUGUGACGUACACGCAACCCGACAGUGCCGAGUACUGCCAGCUGGACUCGGGCACGCACGACGACACUAUUCCCGUUGCGUACCAGGAGGACGACCUUUUUUACAACACGAGCGGCAUCGUGAUUAGCCCCAGGGGCUACACCGCCUGGCCGGGCGAGUGUGACACGAUCCCCGCCAACGCCACUGUCGGCCUGACCUUUCCCGGUGCCGCCGAGGGGACGUCGGUGACCAUUGACGUGCCCAUCAAGUCCUAUGUCCGAGUAGAUUAUAGCCAGUACGAUCCCGGGUACUGUAUUCUCAGCGUCAGCACGAGCGGGUGUCUGCUUGGCGCGCCCUUUGCCACUGCCUCGUUCUUUGCUGCCGACGACGAGGCAGGCGUGAUUGCUUUGGCCAAGGGCGGUGUAUCGAAGCCGGGUGAAGGUGUCGAUGAGUCAGCGGUGGUGGCAAGAAUACCAUAA
This is a messenger RNA of Pestalotiopsis fici W106-1, 1251 nucleotides long. RefSeq lists its product as uncharacterized. The record is from RefSeq and is a predicted model, not a curated record. The coding region runs from base 1 to 1251 and encodes 416 amino acids. NCBI's taxonomy places the organism in Eukaryota, Fungi, Ascomycota, Sordariomycetes, Amphisphaeriales, Sporocadaceae. The transcript has a single exon.